AUGCAAAUACCGCCCUGUAAUUGACUACCAAGUAUAGAAGGGAUUUCAAGCGGGAACAAUGGCUGGAUCAAUAAAUAAACCAAAAAAACCCAAAUCCAAGCGGACGCCGGUCCGCCUGCGCCACAAGAUCGAGAAGGCCUCGGCAGCGAAGCAGCGGAAGCAAAGAAAGCUCGCCAAGAAGAACCCAGAGUGGCGGAGCAAACUGAAGAAGGAUCCCGGCAUUCCCAACCUGUUUCCCUACAAGGAUAGGCUCCUGCACCAGAUCGAGGAGGACCGUGUUCGGAGGAAAGAAGAGCAGCAGCGCCGCCGUGAGCUCGCCAAGGCUGCUAAUACAGCUCAGAAAGACGAUGGCGCCGACCAAGACAUGGGCGACGAUGCCGUCGAGGAGUUUGAUGGGUCUACCAUUGAUGACGCCAUGGACGAGGACGCCAGCGACAUCGACGAGUCCAACCCGCUAGCAGCCCUCGUGGCCAGCGCGAGGAAGGCUGCCGAGCAGUACGAGAAGGAGCUGCAGACCGGGGACGAGAUGGAUGACGACGACGACGACGACCAAGACACGGAAGAUGAGACAGAAGCAGGCGUGAUCGAAGUACCCGGUGGCGCCUCGUCCCGCAAGGCCUAUGACAAGGUCUUCAAGCAGGUCGUCGAGCAGGCCGACGUGGUCCUCUAUGUCCUGGAUGCGCGCGAUCCCGAGGGCACGCGGUCGCGCGACGUCGAGCGGUCUGUGAUGGCAGCCGCGGGCGGCGGUAAGCGACUGAUCCUGGUGCUCAACAAGGUGGACCUGAUCCCCCCGCCCGUUCUGCGCGGCUGGCUCGUCUACCUGCGCCGCUCGUUCCCUACCCUCCCGCUGCGCGCCUCCGGGCCCGCGCCCAACGCCCACACCUUCAACCACCGCGACAUCACGGUACAGAGCACCAGCGCCGCCCUAUUCCGCGCGCUCAAGGCCUACGCCGCAUCGCGCAACCUCAAGCGCGCCAUCUCAGUCGGCGUCAUCGGCUACCCCAACGUGGGCAAAUCCAGCGUCAUCAACGCGCUGCUGGCCCGGCUGGGCGGCAGCCGGUCUCAACGCGCCGCCUGCCCCGCGGGCGCCGAGGCGGGCGUGACCACCGCGAUACGCGCCGUCAAGAUCGACAACCGCCUAACGCUGCUCGACUCACCGGGUAUCGUCUUCCCCUCCACCACCCCUUCCUCCUCCACCGCCCCCUCCUCAUCAGCAUCCCAAUUCCACCCCAAGAACCCCACCGAAGCGCACGCCCACCUCGUCCUCCUCAACGCCGUCCCACCAAAACAGAUCGACGACCCCGUCCCGGCCGUGACCCUGCUACUCAAACGCCUCUCGGCCACCCCGGACCUGCUGCAGCGCAUGAUGCAGUACUACGACCUGCCCCCUCUGUUGCCAAACGGCGACAUGACGACGGAUUUCCUGGUGCAGGUCGCCCGCAAGCGGGGACGCCUCGGCCGCGGGGGGGUGCCCAACCUGAACGCCGCUGCCAUGACCGUCGUCACCGACUGGCGCGACGGCAGGAUCCAGGGUUGGGUUGACCCGCCGUCGGUUGAGGAGAGUGGUAAGGGCGCGGGGGGCAAGGGGGAUGGGGAGGCUGCUGCUUCUGCUGCUGGUGAUCAGAAGGAGAUUGUCACUGAGUGGGCGAAGGAGUUUAAAUUGGAGGGGUUGUGGGGGGAUGAUGGUGACGGUGGUGAGGUGAAGGAGGUGGAUAUGCAGCAGUAGGACUAGAGAAAUUGCUUCGUCUUAGCUAGUAUUCAGCUGGGGUUGCCUGGUGUCUAGGGUUUGGAGAGGCUGUCUUAGUUGUUUUCCAUUAUCUCGCUGUACGGCGGCGUUUAGGCGUCGAAAAGGGGGCGGGCCUAGAUUAGGUAGC
Canariomyces notabilis is the source of this 1874-nucleotide messenger RNA. RefSeq lists its product as uncharacterized. Lineage: Eukaryota; Fungi; Ascomycota; Sordariomycetes; Sordariales; Chaetomiaceae. The record is from RefSeq and is a predicted model, not a curated record. Gene Ontology annotation, molecular function: GTP binding. Gene Ontology annotation, cellular component: nucleolus. The transcript is spliced from 2 exons. The coding region runs from base 59 to 1726 and encodes 555 amino acids.